AUGGCAGGGCCUAGUUCUCACCCAGACCGGGUAGACGGCGACGUAGUACUAUCUGGCCUGGAGAUAUGCCGAAUACAGUACAGUUUGUGUACUGAGUUUGAGGGGCACGCCGCUGCCCAGCUCAUAAAGACGCACGGAUCCGAGUUGGCUUCUGGCGAGUGUGAUUCGACGCACAUCAAAAACAUCCGAGGGCCUCGCGGUACAGCGUACGGGCUGCAAGGGGUAACCGAAAUACUAGAGGUAAUGAGGGCGGUCCACAGCGACAUGGUUGAGCUGGAGCGUACCGUCGGCCACAGAGGAGCCGGCGACAGCAUGGCUGGCUGGCUGGCACAAGCGUCGCCCCUAUACAAUGCGUGCGAAAAUGUAAGACAUCUUAUCACCGGGCUCGGGGAAAAGCCAGCUAAUGCACUCCGGGCUCUAAACAGAGAUCGCAGGAUACUCAAACGCCUGAUGGGACAGGUAACCCACCAGGCCAGCGUCUGGCGGCGUGCCAUAAUUGACCGGACGAAGAGAGUAGUCGCCCAGCGCCGCUUUGCGGGUUGGACCUUCGAGAAGAUUGAAUUCUGGAUAAGUGCUGCUGAAGCCGCCGGGGCUGACCCACUGCAUGCGGAGGCAAUCGGCUGGCAGGCCUGUGCUGAGUCGGGGUACACUAUAACGUGUGACACCGCCACGUCUGGCCUGCUAGCCGCAUUUUCGCAAGGGGCGGGUAGUGGCCACGUUGACAACCGCGUUGUUCGUGGCCGUCGGUGGGGGAACAGGAACUUGAGGAUGAGCUUGUUUCCUCUGCUGGAUGUCGACACUGGAGCGCGGUUGGAUGCGACCCGCAGGUACCGCGUUGGCCGACCCUUGUCCAGGAGGGAAGCGUCCGUACACGCUGUGUCUGGGACGGACCUGGCGACAGGAGACUACUCCCAGGCUCGUGCUACAGUCAUUCGGUGGUAUGAUGUGGCGUACUCCGACCGGAUUGGGGUGCCAGAGUUGUGUGCUGUGGAGAGUAUGCUCGCUGGGGACGACGAGUGGCUAGCGCGACUGUACGUAGGCUUGAAGCUCAACGCGGUACGAUGUCGCCUGCCAGAAGGAAUAGAGAAUGGGAAGGAACUAGAAAGGGCGUUACAGGGAUGGAAAUCUAAGCAAAAUGUCAAACGGUUAGUACGCUACCCGAACGUCAACUUGCGCGCCGUAGUCGGAUACUACUCUCACUCAGAGGGGUAUAUAGACUUCUGCCGCCGGCUGGGUAGAAGACUACUCAGCCUGCACAAGUUAGACACAACCCGCGUCAUAGACGUAGAAGGCAGGGUGUUGGGCAGCCUGGGGUUGCAACGAGACCUAGAGUGCGGAUCCCCGCUAGGGACGGUGUUCGACACACUUGCGCCGCGCACGAGGGUCGUGCUACACAGUAUGUUAUUAGACGAGGGUUUGAGUAAUUUUAGUUCAGACAGAGGGCAGACGCGGUCAAACUUAGUGUGGCGCGGACAGUGGGAGGUUGACACGCAUCAGGAGUAUGCUAGAGAGUGUGUGCACCGACCACCAGCACCUCAGACGGACGCCCGUGUGGUUGUGGGUUAG
This is a messenger RNA of Chondrus crispus (carragheen), 1566 nucleotides long. RefSeq lists its product as hypothetical. The coding region runs from base 1 to 1566 and encodes 521 amino acids. Lineage: Eukaryota; Rhodophyta; Florideophyceae; Gigartinales; Gigartinaceae. The transcript has a single exon. The record is from RefSeq and is a predicted model, not a curated record.